AUGAAGCAGUGGUUGUGGAUGUGGCUGGUGUUCGACAAAUGUCCCGGUAAUUCUAAUCCCAGUGUUAACGACAUAUUUAUUGGUGAAAGUCGAGAUCCAGACACUUGGAUGAUCAACAUGGAAAAUGUUGAUAGGUUCAGUAUCGUUUGUGAAAAACGAUACGUUUUAGAAGGCCAUGGUUAUUCGGAUUCUUCUAUGGAAAUGGACGACGGCAAACGUCCUUACUUUUGUUACAUGCGAUCGAGACCGAUUUCUGUGACGAAGAAACUUUGUGGACUCACCGUGUACAAGGACACGACUUCCGGAGAUGUAGAGGACAUGAUGAAAGGAGCUUAUUAUUUAGUUUUUGCGACCUUUCAUGAAUAUGCAAUGGAAGUUGCAUUAAAUGUUGAGCGGUGUCCUGUCACUCCAAAAGACUUCAAAUCUCCUGAAUAUGUGAGUGAUGCAACACAUUUGGCUGCUUUUCAAAUAGAUUUCUCAUACAACGAAUUAUUCGGGAACUUCCCUUCUUGGGUGAACCAGCGAAAUAUGCAACUUAAUUUGGUCGCCAACAACUUCGUGUUACAAGGUUCUAACAGCAGUGCUAUGCCUUCAGGAUUGAAUUGUCUUCAACGAAAUUUCUCUUGCAAUCGAGGAGAUCCCCAGUAUUCCAGCUUUGCAAUUAAACGUGGCGGUUCACAAAUGAGUUGUUAUGCGGGAAUUGUGCACGAGGCAGAUAAUGAGACUCUGGGUCCAGCAACAUAUUAUGUGACAAGGGAACACAGAUGGGCAGUUAGUAAUGUUGGUCUGCCUUCUGGAAGCAAGAAUCUACGAUAUACAACAAAUUUUGUUACUUUUUUCCCAAAUAUAAAGGACCCCGAGCUAUUCCAGAGUGCACGGAUUUCUGCUGGAUCCCUAAGAUACUAUGGCUUGGACCUGGAGAAUGGAAAUUACAACGUGACCCUCCAGUUUGGAGAGCCAGAAAUUCAAAAUCCUACAUCUUGGGAAAGUCUAGGAAGGCGCAUUUUCAACAUAUAUAUUCAGGAUAAUCUGGAAUUGAAAGAUUUCAACAUAAGAAAAGAUGCUGGCGGGGCCUCUUUUGGAGCUGUGGUGAAGGAAUUUAAAGCCCAGGCGACCAAUAACUACCUUGAGAUCCAUCUCUUUUGGGCUGGAAAGGGGACGUGCUACGUACCUUCUCAAGGUGUAUAUGGACCCUCUAUUUCAGCAAUAAGUGUCAUCCCAGAUUUCAUUCCCACUGUAAGUAAUAAUCCUCCCAAUGAUCUCGCGAGUGGGAAGUACAGGACUGGUCUUAUUGUGGUACUUGUUGUCGCUGUUGGAGUUGUAAUCUCUUUUUCCUUAUUCACCAUAUAUUAUUUGGCUCAGAGAAGAAAAGGGCCGAAGAGAUUUGAAGAUGAAGAGUUCUUGGGAAUGGAUGCCAGACCAUACACUUUUAAUUAUGUGGAACUACGAACGGCAACAGAUGAUUUCAGUUCUUCUAAUAAAAUUGGCGAGGGAGGAUUUGGGCCGGUUUACAAGGGAACACUUGAGGAUGGAAGAAUUGUUGCUGUUAAGCAACUGUCUGUAGCAUCUCAUCAAGAAAAGAGCCAGUUUGUGGCAGAGAUUGUCACUAUAUCUGGCGUGCGACACCGGAACCUUGUAAAAUUUGGGUAUCUUGCUCCGGAAUAUGCUUUGCGUGGUGUCCUUACUGAGAAGGCUGAUGUAUUUGGCUUUGGAGUUGUAGCCCUAGAGAUCAUCAGCGGGAGAGUAAAUUCUGACUCAAGUUUGGAAGAAGAUCAGAGAUAUCUUCUCGAAUGGGCCUGGCACCUGCAUGAAAAUAACCGGGGAAUGGAAUUGGUGGACAAAAAUCUGUCCUCAUUCAACGAGGACGAGAGUAGUUCAGCUUCAAGUUCGCAUGCAAUGCCCCGUGUGCUAGCAAUCGACUCAAUAUGGGCAAUGGUACAGUUCUUUCCUUAA
Fraxinus pennsylvanica is the source of this 1953-nucleotide messenger RNA. The record is from the annotation of a GenBank genome assembly. Lineage: Eukaryota; Viridiplantae; Streptophyta; Magnoliopsida; Lamiales; Oleaceae.